AUGUCUGAAUCGUCGGUGUCAAUCCCAUCGACUGUGAGACGAAGGGCCGAUUUAAGUCAACUUAGUGUAGUGGAGAAAGACGCCAGACGAAAGCGUCUUAAUCGGAUUGCUGCACAAAAGGCGAGAGAACGUAACAAGGAAAGGAAUAAACAACUGGAAGAGCGCGUUCGUCUUCUUGAAUAUGAGAAUUUUCAAAUCAAGAAAUCAUGUAGUUCUUAUAAAACUGAGUGCGAGUACGAGUGCCCCUCAUAUCGCGGUGACUCUAGUUUCUUCCAUGCUGAUGACGAGUUUCCCGAUAUUGGUUCCGAAGUUACCGUUUCUUCUUCUCCAUGUCAAGAAGAUCUCGUGCCGGAUGAAACCAAUGCAAUCACUGAUUCCAUUUACAAUGACGAAGCCCUUACAUUCUUUCUUGGCAAUUUAGAGCCCUCAGAUUGUCCUCUCUCACCUGGUUCCGUCAGUAUUUUAGAGGAAGUCGUGGAUGACUUCCUCCGAUCCUGGAAACAUUAA
Messenger RNA from Rodentolepis nana, 507 nucleotides. Lineage: Eukaryota; Metazoa; Platyhelminthes; Cestoda; Cyclophyllidea; Hymenolepididae. The record is from the annotation of a GenBank genome assembly.